Molecule: messenger RNA, 1395 nt
Organism: Haemonchus placei
Lineage: Eukaryota; Metazoa; Nematoda; Chromadorea; Rhabditida; Trichostrongylidae
Source: the annotation of a GenBank genome assembly
GCUGGCAAACUAAAACCAAACCUUGGGAACAUUCUGCAAUAUUUUCGCGGAUCGGAAUUACAAAAUUACUUCACGAAAAUUCUGGAAGACAAUCUUAAAGCUGUUGUCAAACCGCAAUAUGUUGAUCAAAUACCUAGAGCAGCAAAGGGAAGCGUGGAGUCUCUGCUGUCACGGAAAGCUGAUAGAGGAAAUCGCGAACAGGUUCAGAAAGAUAUGGAGCUUGAUGGUCUUCUGCAAAGGCAAAUCGAACAGCUAUCUGGUGGUGAACUGCAGCGGUUUGCCAUAGCAAUGUGCUGCAUUCAGAAGGCAGAUGUUUACAUGUUUGAUGAGCCCUCGUCAUAUCUGGAUGUAAAGCAACGUCUCCGAGCAGCCGCUCUUAUCAGGGAUAUGAUCGCCGGAAACACAUACGUUAUUGUGGUCGAACACGACUUGGCUGUAUUAGAUUAUUUAUCCGACUUUAUUUGUUGUCUCUAUGGUGUUCCUGGUGUCUACGGUGUGGUGACAUUGCCUUCGGGAGUGCGGGAAGGCAUUAAUAUGUUCCUUGACGGCGACACCUUUUCUUUUGAUACCAUUCUUAAUCUCUGCUUCCGAGUUUCUGAACAAAUUGACGAAGUUGUGAAGCGUACUGGUAAUUUUAAGUAUCCUGCAAUGUCCAAGAAUCUGGGUCAAUUCAAACUGAAUGUAGAGUCGGGUGAUUUUUCUGACUCGGAGAUUAUCGUUAUGUUGGGUGAGAACGGAACUGGAAAGACUACAAUGAUUAGAAUGCUGGCUGGUUCUUUGAAACCCGAUGAAGAGGUUGAUAUGCCGAAUAUGACCAUCUCCUAUAAGCCGCAGAAAAUCAGUCCUAAAUAUGAAAACUUCGUUCGACAUAUGCUCCACGAAAAGAUUCCCAACAUGUACAUGCAUCCACAAUUCAAGUCGGAUGUCAUGAACCCUCUAAUGAUCGACCAACUUAUGGACAGGGAGGUGCAAACAUUGUCUGGUGGAGAGUUGCAACGUGUGGCGUUGGUGCUUUGCCUUGGAAAAACGGCAAGUGUUUACCUGAUCGAUGAACCCUCAGCAUAUCUGGAUUCAGAACAGCGUCUCCAUGCUGCCAAGGUCAUUAAGCGAUUCAUCAUGCAUGCUAAAAAGACGGCGUUUGUUGUUGAGCACGAUUUCAUCAUGGCCACUUACCUCGCUGAUCGGGUGAUUGUAUUUGAUGGGGAGCCAUCUGUGGAGGCGACCGCUAGGAAGCCACAGAAUCUUCAAGACGGAAUGAAUUAUUUCUUGAAAAUGCUUGAAAUCACAUUCCGACGUGAUACGGAAUCAUAUCGGCCGAGAAUUAAUAAGAAGGAUUCCAUAAAAGAUAUGGAGCAGAAGAAAAGUGGACAGUUCUUCUUCUUGGAUGACGCUUAG